This is a messenger RNA of Geodia barretti, 395 nucleotides long. NCBI's taxonomy places the organism in Eukaryota, Metazoa, Porifera, Demospongiae, Tetractinellida, Geodiidae. The record is from the annotation of a GenBank genome assembly.
GGUGGGGUUUUGCGGCGCACCAUAGGUGUAAAUUUAAGAAAAACAACCGUCGCGGUCCCCAGGUCCGGUAGGCGCUGUUUUGCGGCGUACACGCCCAAAUGCGAUCUGCAUUUCAACUGCGCCGGAUUUUAGGCAGAAACCGUGUAUACUCUAAAACCCCUCUUGAGUCCCAUAGGGACGGCAUCUGUGUAGAUACACAUUGCGCCAAUCUCUUGAACCCCGUAGGGGUGACAUCUAUAGACACACUACAGUGUGCCUCAUAAAUAAUUUUGAACAGGUUUAUGGAUAUUCAUUGUGAUGAAGUCAUCGUCUCUGGUAAACUUUGGAGAUAUACCCAAAGUAGGAGAUGAUUUUAUAGAACUGACUGAAAAAGCGUGGCAGUGCCUUGAGCCACC